AAUCUGCUUGACUGAUCCAACAACACGCUUUGAAAAACAGCUUCGUGACCCUCCUCUCACAUACGGACACUUUUACAAGACUAAGUAAUGGGUUAACGCGGAUCAGCCAUGGUGGUGACCCAUCUGGCCCUCGAGCUGCGUUUCCAGGGGAAUAAGCUGAGGGGCUUCACGUGCAAGCUGACCCGCUCGGCCCACGGCGUCCUCCCCGAGAGCUCAUGGGCCAUUGCCUUCCAGGUCCUGCUUCCAUACCUGGUGUCCGGCCUGGGCAUGGUGGCAGCCGGGAUAGUCAUGGAUACAGUGCAACACUGGGAGGUGUUCCAGGAGAUCUCGGAGGUGUUUAUCUUGGUGCCGGCCCUGGUCGGGCUGAAGGGGAAUCUGGAGAUGACAUUGGCAUCCAGACUGUCAACUGCAGCCAACACGGGGCAGAUGGACGAGGCUCGGCAGAAGUGGAGGAUGGUGAUCUGUAAUCUGGCUCUCAUUCAGCUCCAGGCCACGGUGGUGGGCUUCCUGGCAGCCGUUGCAGCGGUGGGUCUUGGUGUUCUGACCCGGGGGAGACUGAAUAUUAUCCAGGCUUCUGUCCUGUGUGCCAGCAGCGUCACCACUGCCUUUGUCACUGCACUGUCUCUAGGUCUGGUGAUGGUGGCGGUCAUUAUUGGAUCCAGGAAAGUGGGCAUCAACCCAGAUAAUGUGGCCACGCCCAUCGCCGCCAGCCUCGGAGACAUCACCACUCUGUCUUUGCUUGCCGGGGUCAGCAGCCUCUUCUUCAGCCAUAGAGACAUGUGGUAUUUGCCCCCUGCCAUGUGUUGCUUCUUCCUGAUCCUUAUCCCACUGUGGUUCACAAUCGCUCGUCACUCUCCAUCAAUCAGAGAGAUCCUCAAGUCAGGCUGGACACCGGUCAUUUUGGCCAUGUCAAUCAGCAGUAUUGGUGGUGUGAUUCUGGAUAACACGGUCAGCAAUCCAGACUUUGAGGGCAUGGCCGUGUUGACUCCAGUCAUAAAUGGUGUAGGGGGGAAUCUCGUGGCCAUCCAGGCCAGCAGGAUGUCCACCUAUCUCCACUACUGGAGUGUUCCCGGGGUUCUUCCAUCAGAAACGAGCAGGAACUGUCCUGGACCAUGUGCUACCUUCUGCUCCUCAGAUGUGAACUCCAAAUCGGCCCGAGUCCUGGUCAUACUCGUCGUCCCCGGUCACCUCCUCUUCCUGUACUUCAUCCACCUCCUGCAGGGAGGCCAUACCGCCAUGACUCCCACCUUCAUCAUCUGCUACCUGUCUGCAGCUCUGCUUCAGGUGGUGAUUCUGCUGUAUGCGGCCAGUCUGAUGGUGCGAUGGCUGUGGAGAAGGGGACAGGAUCCAGACAACUUCUCCAUCCCUUACCUCACAGCUCUGGGAGACCUGUUGGGGACCGGUUUACUGGCCUUGAGCUUCAGACUGAUUCUGAUGCUCAGUUCUGCUAGGACUGGAGUUUGAUCCUUACCUGUGGGUUUUGUACUUCCUGAAUGUAAUGUCCAAUAUAUGCAAGUGGCUGAAAUAAGCUGCAUAGAUCACAGAAAGAAACAGAGCGUAAUUAUAGGAUUAUAUUUGUGCCACAUUACUGUACCCAUAAUGAGACAAACACAUAUUUUUUUUGCAAUUGCCAAGAGUGAUUAUGCAAGAAUAAUUCAAUUUUAAAUGGUAAAUGUACUUCAGCUUGUACAGCGCUUUUCUAGUCUUCUAGUCUUCUGACUACUCAAAGUGCUUCAACACAGAUGGUCACACCUACACAUUCACACACUGAUGGCAGAGUUUGCUAAAGUGUCCAUCAGUAUUAACAAAUCCCAUUCAUACCGAUGCAUCAGCGAGUUAAGUGUCUUGCCCAAGGACACAUUGGACAUGUGGCUGCAGGAGCUGGGGAUCAAACCCUCGACCUUCCGGUUAUGAGACAACUGAUUCUACCAACUGAGCCACAGCCGCCAAAAAAAUUGGCUUGAUUAUAGAGUGCCUUGGCUGUGAAGGUGGAGCAACUUGGUGUCCCAACCAGUCGAUUUAGUAACUUGUUCACGUGUCAUUGUAUAGAAAGCCAGAGAAUCUGUUGAAGACUGAAGGACUGAUGUUAUGAUUUUGUGCUCACACAGGUACAGUUAC
This is a messenger RNA of Labrus mixtus (cuckoo wrasse), 2118 nucleotides long. RefSeq names its product solute carrier family 41 member 3-like. Gene Ontology annotation, biological process: monoatomic cation transport. Gene Ontology annotation, molecular function: monoatomic cation transmembrane transporter activity. The record is from RefSeq and is a predicted model, not a curated record. The coding region runs from base 109 to 1464 and encodes 451 amino acids. The transcript has 10 exons. Gene Ontology annotation, cellular component: plasma membrane. Lineage: Eukaryota; Metazoa; Chordata; Actinopteri; Labriformes; Labridae.